CCUCCGCUGAGUUCACAAGUUGCCACGAAUACACAGCGGCAUGAUGUGGAGCUUAGUGAGCUGCACGCUGUGCCUCUUCGUCUCCUCUCAGCUCAGUUUAUGGUCGGUCUGGGCGGCAGCAGACGAGCUGGACGGCGAGGUGAAGAUUGAAGUUCUGUUCAGACCCGAGGAGUGCAGCCCAAAGAGCAAAAGAGGAGAUCUGUUGAACGUCCACUAUGAUGGGUUCCUCGCCAAAGAUGGAUCUCAGUUCUACUGCAGUCGAUCGGACAAAGCUGGGCACCCUCAGUGGUUUGUGCUGGGCGUCGGACAAGUCAUCAAGGGCCUUGACAUAGGGAUGGAAGAUAUGUGUCCUGGAGAGAAACGAAAAAUAACUGUUCCCUCUUCGCUGGCCUUUGGAGAGAAAGGCAAAGCGCUUUAGUUGAAAAGGCAUCACAUCCCUCGCAGUGUUUGCUACUCUUCCCCUCAUGGCAUGUACUGUAAGCAUGCACAAAGGUUUAAAGGUCUCUGCUUCAUUUAAAAAACUAACAGCUGAUUCAUGUUUUUACCUUCAACUACUGUUUCCUGUAAACCUCUUCAUGUUGGUGUUUACAGUGUUAUGAUCUGAUGGUGGUGCUGCCUGUAGCCCGGGACUCUUUCACUGAGCGCAUGUUUUUGCUGUCCCUGGACCAGUUUGUGAUACAAUUACAUGUAACAUGUAAUAAAUGUGAAGCUGAGAGCUGCUGAGUGAAAACUACAAUGGAGCCUCUGUGUUCUUGAUCUUUCCUGUUCUUUUAACACACUUAAAAUUAACAACUUAAAUUGUUGUGCUAGUUUCAUAUUUCCUUUUCUUGCUGGAUUAAUGCCUCUUACGGGCUCUUGAAGCCAAAUCGGUCAGUACAGUCUGCAAUCACCACAACAGAUAAACUCAGUAUUUUCCUUGAUAUGCAACUUGCAUCCUUACUUCACAGUUCCACCUAAUAAAAGACAGAGUCAUGAUUAUGGUUUUGUAAUAGCUUUUGACCUUUUAAAAUCUUGAUUCAUUGUAUUAUUGCAUUAUAAUAAGAGCUGCAGCGAUGACGUGUGUUUGUAGGCCGACCCGGAGGUUAGCAUC
Morone saxatilis (striped sea-bass) is the source of this 1090-nucleotide messenger RNA. RefSeq names its product peptidyl-prolyl cis-trans isomerase FKBP7-like. The record is from RefSeq and is a predicted model, not a curated record. NCBI's taxonomy places the organism in Eukaryota, Metazoa, Chordata, Actinopteri, Moronidae. The coding region runs from base 41 to 418 and encodes 125 amino acids. The transcript has 3 exons. Gene Ontology annotation, molecular function: peptidyl-prolyl cis-trans isomerase activity.